Messenger RNA from Brenthis ino (lesser marbled fritillary), 3732 nucleotides. Lineage: Eukaryota; Metazoa; Arthropoda; Insecta; Lepidoptera; Nymphalidae. The record is from the annotation of a GenBank genome assembly.
AUGCCGCUUCUAUGUAUAAUAACAAUUCUGAUGGUGUUGGGAGAUGGUAGCGCGCGGCAAGCGCUGCGGACCGCGCUAGCGUGUCUGCUAGUUGGGGCGCUCGCACCAGAGCGUCUUGAGCCUUGCGCUGGAAGCCCUCUUUGUUCUUGUCGCAUAGCUCAUAUGUCAUGUACCGCUGUACCAUUGCACAGGUUUCCAGAAUGGCCACGGUUAGAACUGCAACACUUGGACAUAAGUAUGUCCAAUCUUGAAGUAAUAUCUGAAAGUGCAUUAGACGGACUACGGCUACAAACUUUAGUUCUGGUCGCAAACAGGUUGCAUUAUAUUGAAUUGCAUGCAUUUAGUUCCAUGGCUAAUACCUUGGCUUCGUUGGAUCUGGGGUACAACGAAUUUACCGAAAUCCCUGAACAAGGCCUAAAAGAUUUAAAAGUUCUUAAUUGGUUGAACUUACAAAACAACUACAUAGCAGAGGUCAACCCAGAUACCAGAUGGCAUCAUUUAGAGAAUACAUUAACAAGUUUGUCUUUGAGUAAUAAUCAAAUAACUCAAUUAAAAUCGCAAGCUCUCACCUCUUUGAAUCACCUUUUGCAGUUGGAUUUAGAAGGAAACUAUAUUCGUGUGAUAAGUUCGGACUCCUUACCAACCUCUCUUACAGUUCUCAAACUAUCCAAUAAUUUCCUACACGAAGUAUCCUGUGAUUUAAUUUUCAACCUUCCUAGACUACAAAUGCUACACAUGAGGCAUAAUUCUAUUCAAUUUGACGUUAAUUCAACGAGCAUCAGUAAUAAGACUAAGAAAUUAGAAAAAGUUGAUUUAAGUAAUAACAAUAUAAAUGACACAUCAGAAAUACUUAUAUUCCGGGAAAUACAAAUUAGACAAAUUAUUUUAGAUUUAAAUGAAUUAACAACAAUACCUAGAUUGUUAUUUACAAAUAAUCGAAUUGAAAGAUUAUCUAUAUCAUACAAUAAAUUAAAUUCAAUAUAUAGAGAUGUAUUUAUAUCGCUUAAAAAUUCGCUCGAGCAUUUAGAAGUGGAACACAACAAAUUGACACAUUUGCCGGACAGUUUGGCGCAGGUCGUUCGACUGCGACAUUUAUCUUUAGCUUACAAUCAAUUGGAAGAAUCGCCCUCCCUCCCGAGCCGAAUUCAGACGUUAUCGCUCGCUGGCAACUUUCUGACUUCUCUCCCCUCUGCACUUCAAACUCUUGAACCCGGUUCCAUUAGAUAUCUCGACUUAAGUUACAACAGGAUAUCUAAUUUGUUGCCGAACGAAUUCCGUGACUGGUCUUACUCUCUUGGCACCCUCAAUUUAAAGGGCAAUAGGAUAGCUCAAAUAUAUAAAAACGUUUUUCCUGUAAGUAUGCCAGUAAAAGAGAUAAACUUGAGCUUUAAUGAUUUAUAUUAUAUACAUCCACAAUCAUUUACUAACUUAACGGGGUCUCUGCACGUCUUAGAAUCAUCCGCAACUAUCUUUAGUGGAUAUUUUCCUUUUGAAAUAGACGAUGGACUAGAAAAUCUUAGUUGGUUAUCCUUCGAUAACAAUGACUUUCAUAUAUUAAAAUUGUCGGAAAUUUCAUUAUUUCCAAACUUAAAAUAUUUAAAUUUAGAUUAUAAUAGAAUUGUAGAAAUAAUAAUAGAGGAUGAAAUUACAAAUGUUUCUUUGUCUUUAAAUAAUUUAAGAAUAUCUUAUAAUUUUCUGAGUUCAAUACCGGCUAGAACAUUUUCACAUGUACCCGAGUUAAGAAACUUAGAUUUAUCUUAUAACCGUAUCAAUAACUUGACUAAGAACAGCUUUAUUAACUUACCGAACUUAAGAUAUUUAUCUCUUGCUGGUAACUUAAUCAAUUCUAUAGAAGUGGAAACAUUUGUUAAUUUACCAAAACUUGAAAUAUUGGAACUCCAAGGAAACAACUUAACGCAUUUGUCGCUUUAUUCUUUCUAUAAUGUAUCUAAUUCUUUUACUACAUUUACGCUUAAUAUAAGUAAGAAUAGUAUACAACUUAUAGAAGGAGACACUCCAAUUUCUGUUAAUAUAUUUGAUGGAUCAUACAAUAAUUUUCAUGAAGUGCCAAAUAAUUUUUUUCUCGCCAUUGAAUCGACAGUAAGGCAAAUAAUAUUGUCUCAUAAUAAAAUAACUCAUAUUUCGGGAGAGGCUUUUGGACAGUCGGUUUAUUUAGAAAUAUUAGACUUACAUAGAAAUAGUAUAAGCAUUAUUAAGAGAAAAUCUUUUACAGAUUUAAUGUCUUUACAAAUACUGGACCUGUCAUUUAAUUCUAUACAUCAACUAUCAGUAGAGCAAUUUUAUAAUUUACGUAAAUUAAGAUAUUUGAAAAUGGACCACAAUAAUUUAAGACUACUUCCAAGAGACGUAUUUAAAAAUACAGUUAUUGAACAUUUAGAUUUAAGUUUUAAUGAAGUUUCUUUGUUUCCAGUCACAGCGCUUUCUCAAAUUGGGUUUACUUUACGAUAUCUCGACUUAUCAAACAAUAGAAUAGAAUAUUUGGAUAGUAACAUAUUUCGCAAUACACAAUUCUUAUCAAAUUUGAACUUGGGGCACAACUUAUUGACAGUUUUAUCCGAAAACACAUUCUCGAGUCUUGGGGCUCUGCGACGAUUGGAUAUAAGCUUUAACUCUAUCAAAGCAAACUUUAAGGAGCUGUUUCAUAACCUUCCUAACUUGAGACAUUUGAACCUUGCAAGUUUAAGUUUAAAAUCAGUGCCUUAUUUACCCUUGACAAAUUUGACGAGUCUCAAUUUGACUUCGAAUUACAUUAACAGUUUUAAAGAGACUGAUGUGAAGCGUUUAGUGAAUCUACGCCACUUAGACCUAAGCCACAAUCGACUUACCUCUUUAGUGCCAAAAAUGUGGAUUCAUAUGAAGAAUUUAAACGUACUAGAUAUUUCAUACAAUCCUAUCAUAAGAUUAACGCCAAAUAGUUUUAAAUCGUUGAAUAACUUAUCUUAUUUAAAUUUAAAUGGACUACAAUAUUUAGAUACAGUUGACCAGAAUUCUUUCCGUCCCUUAAUGUCUUUGCGAUCUUUGCACGUUCAAACGUGGUCUACUAUAAAUCAUUCCACUUUCCGUCUCGCAAAUAUCACGUCCUGCCUUCCUUCCCUUUAUAAGUUGGUAAUACACUGGAACGACGAAAUAAUGGAUACGCAACUGCAUGGAAUAGAUUCGCGCAGAAUAAGAUAUGUAGAAAUUAAAGGAAAAAGUCUAAAAAGGAUAUCCGAUGAUGCUUUCGAGCCGUUCAAGAAUAGACAAGAGAUAUUUAUACGAAUUAGCGAGACAUCAAUAACUAAGCUCCCAGCGGCAUUCAUGAAGCAUCUCUCACAAGUGCCUCAAUUAGGCAUCGACGUUAGUUACAAUCAAAUAUCAAGACUUGAUCCGGCUGUCUUCUAUCCCAAUUUCACAAGCUGGAGUCACGUAGCUACAAAAUUGCUUUCAGGGGGUUUAAUUUUGACGGGGAACCCGCUGCGGUGCGAAUGUGAAUUGGCGUGGCUGGGAGCUUGGUUGAGGCGGUGGCUACAGGAAAAUGAAGCUGGAGCAGAAUUAAGAAGAGCUGUCCGAAGUGCCACUUGCAAAGAUCCGCUCGGAAGACGCAUACCAUUGCUGCAGCUUCGAGCAGACGAAGCCGAAUGCCACGCAAGUGCUCUGUCCAGCGACGCGCAACCUAAUUACACAAAUGUUGUAUACACGUUAACUCUAACUUUCUGGACUAUAGUUCUCAGA